Camellia sinensis is the source of this 4644-nucleotide messenger RNA. RefSeq names its product kinase superfamily with octicosapeptide/Phox/Bem1p domain-containing protein. The record is from RefSeq and is a predicted model, not a curated record. Gene Ontology annotation, cellular component: cytoplasm. NCBI's taxonomy places the organism in Eukaryota, Viridiplantae, Streptophyta, Magnoliopsida, Ericales, Theaceae. Gene Ontology annotation, biological process: signal transduction; protein phosphorylation. Gene Ontology annotation, molecular function: ATP binding; protein binding; protein kinase activity.
UCCAUUCAAUGAGAAUGAGAGAGAGAGAGAGAAUGUUGAGUGGAAAGUUGAUCCCUUUUAGCUUGUAGAGACAGAAACGAGAGUUUUUAGAGAGAGAGAGAGAGAGUCUUGGGAUUUUAGGGAUUGUUUCAGUUUCCUAUCUUCUUCGGGGAAGAUAAUUGAUUGCCUAAAAGUUAAGCUAGAGGAGUUCCCUGCAGGCUAACCGACUUAAGAAAUAAGCAAAAGGUCAUUUCUUAUUUCAGAAUCCCUGGUUGAGAAUUAUAAUUCUGUAUUUUGGGAAAGAUUUAUCUCUGCUAACGAAGUUUGUGAUCGGCGAUGUCCUGGAACGAGCACAGAGUUUUUGAUGAUAAUGCAUCGCUAUGACAUUUAUGGUAUUUCUUUUAGGGUGUUUGUACCAGUGCAGUUGGGCUAAAUGGAGAGAAAUACAGGAAGAGGUAUGAUGGAGCAGCAUAAAACCUAUGAGCAAGUUCGAUACGGUUCUGUGGAACCUAGAAAUGAGGGACUUGGUUCUACAAAUCAAAGAUUUUUUCAGGAUCCAUCUAGUUCCAUUAAUACUAAUAUGAGACCUCCAGAGUUCAAUAUACCAGUUGGUGCUAGACCUGUGCUCAAUUAUUCUAUUCAGACUGGUGAGGAGUUUGAAUUCAUGCGUGAAAGGGUGAAUUCAAGGCAACACUUAAUUCCAAAUCCUUCUGGUGAUUCUAACAGUGCAACUAGUUAUACAGAUCUGAAGGGAGCGUUGGGAAUCAGUCAUGCAGGUUCUGAAAACAGAUCAGAUAUCUCUAUGAUCUCCUCAAUGGAUAAAAGCCGUGCCCAUGAAUAUGAAAGGAGGGGCUCUUCUGCACAUGAAGACAAAGGGUACUGUGAGUCCACACAAUCAGUACCUCGGACCUCAUCAAGAAAUGACAGUAGUCGGGGAGCUCAUGCUUAUACCUCUUCAGAAGUUUCUGAUAACUCAUCAACAAAGGUCAAGUUUCUCUGCAGUUUUGGUGGUAAAAUUUUGCCCCGUCCGAGUGAUGGAAAGCUUAGAUAUGUUGGAGGUGAAACACGUAUCAUUCGGGUAAGCAAGGGCAUUUCCUGGCAGGAGCUGAUGCAGAAAACGUUGACAAUUUGCAGUCAAGCUCAUACAAUUAAAUAUCAGCUUCCUGGUGAGGAUCUUGAUGCAUUGGUAUCUGUGUCUUGUGAUGAGGACCUUCAAAAUAUGAUGGAGGAAUGCAAUGUGGUUGAAGAUGGAGGAUCAAAGAAACUCAGGAUGUUUCUCUUUUCUAGCAGUGAUUUGGAUGAUUCUCAGCUGGGUCUGGGUAGUAUGGAGGGUGAUUCUGAAAUUCAAUAUGUAGUUGCAGUGAAUGGCAUGGACCUAGGAUCAAGAAAGAACUCAAUUGGGUUGGGAAGCACUUUAGAAAACAAUUUGGAUGAGCUAUUGAAAUUAAAUGUUGAAAGGGAGACAGGGCGAGUUGCAGAUGAAUUAGGUGUGGCUAUACCUGCACCUUUGGCAGCUGGAAUGCCUGUAUCAACAAAUCGAUCUUCUAAGCCAGUGGCACCAAGUUCUGCUAAUGCUUAUGAAUCCAUCCCACAGGCUUACCAGGGUCAGAUGGUGGAUCAUGGAGGAGAAGUGCCAAUGGUGCCUACUCUUCCUCCUAGAGAGAACCUUCGUCAUGUAGAUAGCAAAACUACUGUUCCAUCAUCUGGUCCGUUGCAAUAUGAUUAUGUUUCUCAUUGCUCUUCAUAUGCACCGGUUGUUGAAAACACAGUUCCGAUACCUUUGCACGGGCAUAUAACUAGACAGGAAGGAUCAGCUCAGCAGCAGACAUACAGUGGCUCUCAUAUUCAGGACCCAGAAGUGUCAAAAAAGGACGAGAAAACGAAAAGAGAGAGCAUAGUUCAGACAAUGAGGGAACUUGGAAAAAAUCGCUCUCUAGAGAAGGAAGUUCUUGUAAAGGAGGCAAAAAUGAAGAGAGAUAGCUCAGUCCAGAAAAUGAGUGAACUGGGAAAAAAUGUAAAUCUAGAAAAGGAAUGCAUUGUUUCUUCACAUCCAACUGAAAGCUCUGUUCCCAGUUAUGUUCCUAGGGAAGCUUCAGAUGUCAAAUUUGUAGCCGACACAGGAGCAUCUUUGUUGCCUACAGAAAAGCAUAAGAAGCAUGAGGAACCUGUACACGAUGCAAUUCCCCCUGGAGCUUUAAAUGAAAAGAACUCAGAUAAAUUUAAUGAAAACGACCACUUCAAUGCGUCUGUCACACCAUUUGCUCCCAGAUAUGAUGAAUUCAAGGUUGAUUCUGCUGAAUUUACCUAUCUCGAACCACCAGUGGUUCCUCAGCGGGUUUUUCAUUCUGAGCGAAUUCCCAGGGAGCAAGCAGAACUGAAUCGUUUAUCAAAAUCUGAUGAUUCUUUUGAUCCUCAGUUUCUUAUAAGUCAUGUGCAUUCUGAUCGGUCACAUCAAAUGGUAGAAUCAGUUGAUAUGAUGCAUGAUCGGAAUGUGGCUUUCCAGACAGAGCAGUCUGUCUCAUCUGUAAAACCAUUGUAUAUGAAUCCUCAAGUUGUGGAAGAUGGACCAGCACAAUCUCACAAGUAUAAUGAGGCAGCUGGUUAUGUCGACAAAAUGAAUUCCAAGAUUUCUGAGGAGGCUUUUGAGUCAAAGUUUCAGAAUUCCAUGUUAAAGCCUGUAGCGCUUGCACCUGUGGAUGGCCAUGAAAUGGCCCGGGUUGUGAAUAAUCACAGAGAUCACUCAGACAUUGACAAAGAAACAUCUGCAAUGAAUCAUCCAGCACUAAGCCGAGGACCUUCUGGUAAGCGACAGGAGGAUUCUGCUUCUAAGGUCACAGAGUCUCAUCGGGCUGAAGUAACUGUUAAAAAGAACAAUGGGAAUAAUACCGAGGGGCAUGCACAAUCACUUGCUAAGGUUGAGAACCCAGUUAUAGCUCCUUCUCAAGGGGAGUCUACUCGUGGUGGCACUCCUGAGCAGGGGGACAUACUUAUCGAUAUUAAUGAUCGUUUCCCUCCUGAUUUCUUAACUGAUAUUUUCUCCGAGGCUGGAAAUUUUGAGGACCUGACUAGAAUUGGUCCGUUGCAUGGUGAUGGAUCUGGCUUGAGCUUGAACAUGGAGAACCACGAGCCUAAGCGUUGGUCAUUCUUCCAGAAGCUGGUCCAAGGUGAUUUUGUUAGAAAAGACAUUUCUCUUAUGGAUCAAGAUCACCUUGGUUUCUCAAACCCGCUUACAAAUACCAAAGGAGCACCAAUAGAUUAUAGUUUUCCGCCCUUGAAAACUGAAGGAGUUGCCAUGAGUUAUAUGGAUUCACAUAUCGAUUAUGAGUCUAGUUUCCAGCCACAGUCAUCUGGUGCAGUUGGACCUAACACUAUGGAUCUGCAUCCAGAGAACAGUCAGAUUAAUGGCAAUGAAAGCACGCAGUUUGAUGGCUUGGUGAACCCAAGAAUACUAGAAUCUGAUAUUGAGGAUGGGAAGUUAGAAGCUCAGAAUGCCGGGGCUCCCUUUGUGGAUCCUUCUGUGGAAGAGUUGGAUUUUAGCACCUUGCAGAUCAUCAAGAACGAAGAUCUUGAAGAGUUGAAGGAAUUGGGUUCUGGAACUUUCGGGACUGUUUAUCAUGGAAAAUGGAGGGGAACAGAUGUUGCCAUUAAACGAAUAAAGAAAAGCUGUUUCACAGGGCGGUCAUCCGAACAAGAGAGACUGACGGUGGAGUUCUGGCGCGAAGCUGAUAUUCUUUCAAAGCUUCACCAUCCCAAUGUGGUGGCAUUUUAUGGUGUGGUGCAGGAUGGACCAGGAGGAACACUUGCCACUGUGACAGAAUACAUGGUGAAUGGUUCUCUUAGACAUGUUUUACUUUGCAAGGAUAGGCAGCUUGAUCGUCGCAAGCGGCUCAUAAUUGCAAUGGAUGCGGCAUUUGGAAUGGAGUAUCUACAUUCAAAGAAUAUUGUGCAUUUCGAUUUAAAAUGUGAUAACCUGCUGGUGAACUUAAAAGAUCCUUUACGGCCCAUUUGCAAGGUGGGUGAUUUUGGUUUGUCAAAAAUUAAAAGGAAUACAUUGGUUACUGGUGGUGUUAGGGGAACCCUUCCAUGGAUGGCUCCAGAGCUUUUAAAUGGUAGCAGCAGUAAGGUUUCUGAAAAGGUUGAUGUGUUCUCCUUUGGGAUUGUCCUUUGGGAGAUACUCACUGGUGAGGAGCCUUAUGCAAAUAUGCAUUAUGGAGCUAUCAUAGGAGGUAUUGUCAAUAACACACUGAGGCCAACUGUGCCAAGCUACUGUGACCCUGAAUGGAAAUUGUUAAUGGAGCAGUGUUGGGCCCCUGAUCCCAUUGUACGCCCAUCAUUCACAGAAAUUACCAGGCGCCUACGUGUGAUGUAUAAACCACCAGGUCAUCACCAGGUAACCAAGUAGUGCCGUUGGAUGUUUGAGCAAUAAUUACCAGUUGUUUGUUCCAAUAUAUAUAUAUAUAUGUGUGUGUGUGUGUGUAUUUGUGAAAGGUAUUGUGUAACAUAUGAGUUGGGUGAAUGGGCUCCCCAUUGAGAGUAAGUGUGAAGAAUAUAGGUUUGUUGGUUUCAGAUUUGUCAUUGGAGAAAAGUACAUACUGUUUAGUGUAAAACCUGAACUUACCUGUAUCUAUGGAAAAUACAAACUUGGGUCUUGGCUUUUUGUGUUCA